UCGACCCUACUAAUAGUCAACAUUACAUCAAUCUGAAAGAUAUAUACCUGGGAUUGGGUGUUACUAAACAUAUUGCUGACCCAGAGCUACAUGCGCAUACCGAAGAAGUUGCCGUGAUGAAACAGAAAUGCCUUAACUUUAUCGUAAAAACAUGCGUGGGCAUCGUCGUGGAAAAGAUACAGUUUAAAUGACCCAGUUUUGAGGUCAAUCGCAAAGUUGAAUCCUGAUUCUUGCUUAUCAGGUAAUAGAGAACAGUCUUUGUCUUCACUGUACCCAGUGUUAACAAGGCUGAAACCCCCCCAACUUUAAAUGAUCAACAGACGUUAGAUGACGAAUGGAGAAACUUGAUGUUGAUAAGUUAUUACAUGUAGCAGACUUAUACAGCAGACUUAUUUUGGCACCAGAAAAUGGAGAGGAACCGACAGCUUCAGUAUUUGGUGGCCAGUGCGGUGUCCUUGGCCACAGCUACGCUAGGUAUGUGUUCCUUAUGGACAACACCAGCGAUGCCUAAACUGACAAACAAUGAAACCAGUAUUGUAAUAACUAAUAAACAAAUAUCGUGGAUGCUCAGUCUAUCGCCAGUAGGGUUCAUGAUAGGCAGCUUGGUCACAAGGUUUAUUUGUGAUCAAUUUGGUAGAAGAACCACUCUUCUACUUAGCGCAGUGCCUAUCGCUACCGGAACGAUAAUUGCAGCGUCGGCAAAUAAAGCUUGGUGGUUGUUCAUAAUGAAGAUUCUAUGGGGUUUCGGGACCGGUAUGAUAUCAACUAUAGUAACAAUAUAUAUAGCGGAAAUAGCGGAUAAGGAUAUCCGGGGACGGUUAUCUGUUGGUACGCGCAUCGCGUUCCACUUUGGAGGCUUACUUAUGAUGUGCAUCGGGGCUGUGGCGACGUAUGACGUCACAAACUACUUACUGCUAGCCAUGCCAGUGUUGUACUUUAGCGCUUGCUUGUGGAUUCCGGAGUCUCCGUACUAUUAUUUGAUGAAGGGAAGACAAGAAGACGCGAAGACAGCGUUCGUGAGAUUGCGGGGUACGAGUGAGGAUCUUGACGGAGAGUUGGAACGUAUUACGUCUCACGUGAAGAAAGACAUGCGUAAUCCCACCUCAGCUGUGGAACUUAUAACGGGGAAGCAGUAUCGGAAAGCGGUUAUUAUUGUUGUUGGACUAAAACUGGUUCAGAUAAUGUCCGGAACUCAGGCAGUGCAGCAAUACUUAGCAGUGAUCAUGAAGGAGAGCGGAGCUGAACUCCCCCUCUCCAUAAUGCUGAUCAUAUUUGGAGCUAUCAAAUUUGGUGUUGGUAUCAUGUCCUCUUUCCUUGCGGACAGAGUCGGUCGUCGUCCCCUCUUUAUCUUCUCCUUCCUUGGCUGCAGCAUUGCCUUAGCUACCGUCGGCACCUACUUCUUCCUUCUAGAAGUUAUUAAAGUUGACCAUGCUUCUAUCAAGCCUUUUGCCUUAUUGGCAUUCAUCGGAAUCGUUUCUUCAAAUGUCAUAUCCACACUCGGUUUUAAUUCUAUCGCUGGCGUCGUUCAAGGGGAAGUUUUUCCUAUAAAUGUAAAAGCUGUAGCUAUCACAUCCGUGAAUAUAUAUGGAGGUGUUCUGGGCUUCUCAACAGUCAAGCUAUUCCAGGAAGUAAAGGACGCAAGUGGAUUGUGGGGGGUGUUUUUGAUGUACGCGUCGAUUUCGUUGAUGGGUUCGGUAUUUUCAUACUUUUAUAUCCCGGAGACAAAGGGUAAGAGUUUGAGAGAAAUUCAGGUAAUGCUACAGGGAGAGGAUUAUGACGAGCAAGAGAUGAAGAGUAUGAAUGAGAAGGACGCAUGUUUGGAUGAGACACAGGAUCUAAAAGAAAUGAAUGGAAAGAGUUGACCAAUUUGGAAGGUAUUCUUAAUAAUAAAUCGUUUAUUUGCAAAGAAAGUGGUACGUUUAGAUUGACUAAUUAUUAAAAAAAAAACACCGCAAAAUCAGCCAUGCAAGUGUCAUAUUAAUUAUCAUGAUGUCAUAAUAAUAAGAACAGUUAUUUAUAAUUAUUGUCAUAACUUAUUGAUAUUCAGAUAACUGUAUGUUUGGUGAUAUAUAUAUGGUAUAUUAGUAGUGUUUUGAAGGUUGACCACUUAAAUUUUUUUAUUAUAUAGAACAGGGGGCAAACGGGCUCACCUGACGUUAAGUAAUACCGCAGCCCAUGGACACUCAAUG
This is a messenger RNA of Pieris napi, 2189 nucleotides long. RefSeq names its product facilitated trehalose transporter Tret1-like. Gene Ontology annotation, cellular component: membrane. Gene Ontology annotation, biological process: transmembrane transport. Gene Ontology annotation, molecular function: transmembrane transporter activity. The transcript is spliced from 9 exons. The record is from RefSeq and is a predicted model, not a curated record. The coding region runs from base 408 to 1862 and encodes 484 amino acids. NCBI's taxonomy places the organism in Eukaryota, Metazoa, Arthropoda, Insecta, Lepidoptera, Pieridae.